Thlaspi arvense is the source of this 969-nucleotide messenger RNA. The record is from the annotation of a GenBank genome assembly. NCBI's taxonomy places the organism in Eukaryota, Viridiplantae, Streptophyta, Magnoliopsida, Brassicales, Brassicaceae.
UUCAAGUUUCAGCAGAGCUUACCAGAGAGGAUUAGGAUAGGGGAUCCAUCCAACAACCCUCAAAUCUCAAUUCUCAUCAGCAAAUCAAAAAGAGAGAGAGAGGAGUUACAGCUGCCUCCAGGCUUCCGAUUUCACCCUACCGAUGAAGAGCUCGUCAUGCACUAUCUCUGCCGCAAAUGCGCCUCUCAGUCUAUCGCCGUUCCGAUCAUCGCUGAGAUCGAUCUCUACAAAUACGAUCCCUGGGAGCUUCCUGGUUUAGCCUUGUAUGGUGAGAAGGAAUGGUAUUUCUUCUCUCCCCGAGACAGAAAAUAUCCCAACGGUUCUCGUCCUAACCGCUCGGCUGGUUCUGGUUACUGGAAAGCCACUGGAGCCGAUAAACCCAUCGGAGUUCCCAAACCGGUCGGGAUUAAGAAAGCUCUGGUUUUCUACGCCGGAAAAGCUCCCAAAGGAGAGAAAACCAAUUGGAUUAUGCACGAGUACCGUCUCGCCGACGUUGACCGAUCGGUUCGCAAGAAGAAGAACAGUCUCAGGCUGGAUGAUUGGGUUCUUUGCCGGAUUUACAAUAAAAAGGGAGCUAUCGAGAGGCGAGUACCACCACCGGCGGUGGUUCACGGCGGAGUCACCGAAGAAGUCGUGGAGGAGAAGCCCAGGUUGACGGAUAUGGCUAUGCCUCCGCCGCCGCCACAAGCCGCGAGUGAUUUCGUGUUUAUCGACACGUCGGAUUCGGUGCCAAAGCUGCACACGACGGAGUCGAGUUGCUCGGAGCAUGUGGUGUCACCGGAGUUCACGAGCGAGGUUCAGAGCGAGCCCAAGUGGAAGGAAUUGGAUUGGUCGGCCGCUGCCAAGGACAAUAGUACCCUUGAUUUUGGGUAUAAUUACAUAGAUGCCACCGUGGAUAACGCGUUUGGAGGAGGGAGUAAUCAGAUGUUUCCGCUACAGGAUAUGUUCAUGUACAUGCAGAAACCGUAU